AUUUGCGCAUUUGGGCGGGCAAGACUAAGCAGUGCAUCAAGUGAUCGGUUCUGGUCCUCCUUUGACUCAAUUUGCUGUGAUUUUCAGUUGUGCUUAUGUAUAUUUUGUCGACCUGAAUGUUCCCAUUUUGACCUCGCUUCUACUUUGUGAUUUUAGUUUUCGUUUGAUUGGAUCUCACCUCUAUGGAAAGCUAGAUUGUACAUUGUAACAUUUUUCAGCUGUAAUAUGCUUGUGUCCCUGUGGUGGAACCAGCAGCAAUUGAGGACAUAGCGAAACGCAAUAUAAUGGAUAGUUCUCAGGAUGAGCCAAGUCUGCAUCAGAACCAGAGACCACAAAAACAUCAAUUAACUCAUCGGUACCAAAAUGGAGGACAUAUUCAUGGAAUGGAUGAACAACCAGAGGUGAUACCCGGUAACCACAUGUUUAGAGCAGAAUCGAUUCCUAGGCAUGUAAUGGACUCCCCAAGCCUCCAUGCAAGAGCUCAGGCCAGGGGCGAAGGACAAGGAAUUAGGGAGGUUGACAAAAGUUCUGUUGCAGGAGCUGGUCUAGAGCAUUGUGUAAGGAACGUCACUGAUGCAAGUAAUUCUCCAAUGGCGUCUCCAGCAUCAGUGAGGCUACAUGCUAAAAGUCCAAGCAGUGGGCGCUCUUCGACAAGUGCUAACACAGGGUCCAGCAGCGCUAGAGUAAGAUUAGCCGAGGAGAACAGAGCCAGACUUCAAGCACUUAAUCGAGAAAGGUUUCGUUAUAUUUAAAGCGCAAGUUUUUGC
Molecule: messenger RNA, 767 nt
Organism: Anneissia japonica
Lineage: Eukaryota; Metazoa; Echinodermata; Crinoidea; Comatulida; Comatulidae
Exons: 5
Coding region: 285-752 (155 amino acids)
Source: RefSeq, a predicted model, not a curated record